UAUUGACGGCUGCUCCCCACGGCUCCACACACACCCGCGAACCUCGAGUCUCGAGUCCCUCGUCGUGCGCUGUCGAGAGUAUAAGAGGCGCGUCGCAUCCCUCGACAAAAGUUUUGGUCCCUCGCACGUUGCUCGCAAGACUCUCGCUCCCCAAGAUCCCGCGACAUGUCUCCAUUCUAGAUCGAGCGCGUCCUCUGUGGGAUGCCAGUGGUAGCCACUCAUGGCCGGAUUCGCAGAGCACGAUACAAUCCCCUCGCAACGCAUUUUCUACCCCGCGACCGCUGCGCGAACCCCGUCUGCGAGACACUCCCUCCCCAACGGGCCCUGCAACUACCGCGAGUCUUUUGGCGCAUGCGGAUGCAACCAGUUCUGGGACAAGGACAACCCCGACCUCCAUGACGAGAGCUCGGAAGAUCCGCCAGGCGGCAAGCGCUCGGCCUGGUGCAUGUGUGGACACCAUGCCUGCUUCCAUCUGAGCGUGUCGCGUGCGCAAGAACGGCCUGCGCCCUCAGUAGCAGCUCCGCUCCACGGCGCACACGCACAGUGUGGGGAACAGUGUCAAUUGGUGCCAGGGUCGCAGUGCAACGUACACACAAGCGCAAGACAGGUGGAGGGCCAUGCGUUGGGAACAAGUCAGGACAUACACAGCGGGCGCACCAAGGCGUCGCAUCCGUAUAACAGUCUGCGGCAACUGCGACAAGGCGGUCGCAUUGAACAAGGUCGGGACACUCCAUCACAGGCCAGCACGACCGGUCUUCCUGGAAUCCCUUCAGUGUGCAUGCUAUCUCGCGACCGCCGUCCAGCAGCUAACACCGACGCUAGGCAGCAUCUCAACGUCAACCAGUCUCGUCAGACCAUUGCAGGUCUUGGCCUUUCGAUGAUGCACUUGGGGAGUGUUGACAACCUGAAUCACCGGCAGUCCGUCUCGCCGACCGUGGCAGACGACGACGACGACAUCGCGCGAGCACUGCAGCGGUCGUACAGUGAACCAAAGAGGGCCCCAACGGGAGUUGAGUCGAUCGCGGGUGGACCAAAUACACUCUCCAGUCCAUCGCGCGGGCCUUUGGGACCCGUCUUCGAGUUCAAUCGCAAUCUCCAGCUCGACCUGGGUGGUGAUACCGUGCCAAACACGUACAAUCCUCACGACUACAUUCAGAGUGCUACUGAGGCUGCGACUCCAAGCAUCGCAAAUACGCCCGAUCUGGGAGAUGCCGACAAUGCCGUGCAGGAGGGCAAGAAACUGAUAGAUACACUGGCGCAAUUGACAUCAAACAUGCAGCAACCCAAUGGCUCACCCAAUAGACCAACGAUUGCGAAGUCUGCUCCUACACAGCUGCAGACGACAAACUCUCCUGUAGCACCGCAAGAGCAACUUCAGCAGGUACUCAAAACAGCUUCGCCCCACGUGCUACAAAAGCUUGUCUCAUAUCUCGCUCCACUGCACAACCUUCUCAACUCAAUUCCAAACGUGGCCAACACAAUGAGAGAACUUGGAAGCCGUUUGGAUAUGCUAGAGAGCGGUUCAUUCAACUACGUGCAGCCUGAAGACCUCCACCAAAUGCUUGACAUGUACGAUAGUAAGCUGGUUGAUCUUGAGCAUCGCAUGGACGAACACGACAAGCAUCACCAAGCAAUCGACAUUGAUGCAAGUAUCAGCUCUUUUAAUCGGCGGCGCAUUGACAUGGUUACGGAUUCGUUUGCUUCCAACCACUCUCUGCAGUCCACAACUUCUUCAGCACUGAUUCUUGCUGCUAUGGAUCGCAAGGGUACAGAGACUGAGAUUGGCGACAUCAAAGACCGGCUGGAUAUAUUGGAGGCCGCACGCAUGCCAACUACCUUCCAUCCCUGGGAGGUCGAGGUUAUCCUGCUACCUUGGGGCCGUCAAUUGCGUGGAAUCUGGUUCUCCCCUGAUGAGCCUAUGCAUGAUGCUACAAAGGCCACGACGCAAGACUCUGAAGAAUGGACUCAGGCACGGAAUUCGAAGCUUGGCUCUAGUCUACGAUCGCCACAUUCGAGUGUGAUGGGUGCUAUGCGAGACACUGAUUCGAGUCCUGCCCCAGGCGCUCGAUUGUCAAACAAAGACUCUAUCUUUACUGACUCUGAAGGUGGGUGGAGUAGCGAGGCUAUCAGCGACUGGGCCUCUGAGUCUACCAAUGACUGGCUUUUCCCGAAAGCUUGUGGAAGCAAGAAUCUGGUAUACCAAAGGCUUCGAAGUAGGGGCUUCAUUCGGGAUGUCACACUGCAGAGUGCUAGUGCCAGAGAUAUUCAGGCCACUCUGUCAAACGCCUUCAGCGAUCUGCUGGAACAUCUCAAAUACACAGACCAAGACGAGGAUUCGACCAUCGUCUCCUACCCUGGUCUUCGUGCUUCUUUCAUCCCGUUGCAGAAGGUUAUGAAAGAGUCCAGACUUCGAUUCCUUGGACCUGCUGAGAUGUCUAGCUCCGCGCUCUGGUCUGCGCAGUUUCUGUCAGCUGGCAUCAUGAUGCGCGUGUCAGGAGGUAAGAAGAGACUAUACGUAACACAACGCGAAGCAUAUAUGCAACAGAGCGAUGAGAUGGGUAGUUCGUGGACAUGGCAAGAGCUGCGACAAUUGCCUCGUAUCCAGCAAGACCAAAAUUCAGCAAUGGAAGGCAAUGAUGAACACUGCCAACCACAAAUACCAGAAGCAGAUGCCAAAGAGGCGUGUUGGCAGUUUGCUGAAGCAUACGAUGCCCCUCCACUUAGCAUCAACUCCUCAUUCGGAAGCCACAACUCAGCACUACUGUCUAUACGACCAGCUGACCGACAAUGGCGACGAUCUAUCACUCCAUGUUCAAUCUUGAAGAACAGACAUCUCCAGCCAUUGUCCCCUCAGAGUGAGCUUCCCCCUCCUCGCCAUGGCCACCAUCGACUUCGGACUGCCUCUGCGUCUGUCGUCGAGCUCCUCCCAGGAUCAUCCAAACGUCGCUUCAACUCAUCGCCCGUGAAACACUCAUCCGCUCCACACGUUCACUCGCGGAACCCCAGCGCAUCCGUAACAAGGCUCAAAAGGCGCCGCGUAACGACCUCUUCCUCACCACGACCAGAAGAAGUCCUACGCGCUGAAGCCCAGCUCACAAUCUGGAACGCCACACCUCGACGCUCACGCGAGCCGCCCUCGCCCUUCUUCUCAUCCCAGCCCCUCCCAAGAUCAAACUCCGAUGUCGCGAGCCGCCCUAGUCAACGCUCCGUCGCGUUAGUAGGGAAAUCCACGCCUUUUGGCUACGCAACACCACACUCGGGCCCGUUUGUUGGCGCCCCCGACUUUGGCGACUAUGGCCACGGGGGUGACACCGAACCCGACGACGACGAUGUGUACAACGACGAUGACGGCGAGCAGAGCUGGCACGGCGUAGCGACCGGCGAUGAUGAUAGCGAGUCUUCUGUACCGGACACCGGCGCUGGCGCGGACGAACACGCGAGUUUCUCGGGAGAAGACAGUGGGUUUGGAACGGAAGACGAUGAUGCCGAGCAUGGCGGGGGUACUCAGCGACGAAGGCUCGACGAGGACGAGGAUGAAGAUGGGGAUGAGAUCUUCGAUACGUUAUUAAACGUACUAAAGCACUAGACGGGACCACAGAUCAAGUGCAAAUUUGGGAGUAUGACUGCGUAGUACAUUUUGGAUCUGGCGUUCGUCUUUUUGGCAAGGUAUGGGGGUUGUACUAUAUGCUGUUUUCGUAUAUCUGGUUGCUUGGUUGUUCAUUCGGUUGUCUUUCUCGCUGUACGGUUGUCUUUCGCUUUCUCUUUGGCCGCUGGUGUCUUUUUGGGCUGCGGAAAAGUAUGCAUGGCAUGGCAUGGCGUAGCGUAGUAUAUAGAGGCAUAUCGCACACACACCUUCUCUCUCCCCUUAUGGGUGGUCAGGCUGGGAUGAAUGAAACAAUUAUUUACAUCCUUUGUACUAC
Messenger RNA from Dothidotthia symphoricarpi CBS 119687, 3920 nucleotides. RefSeq lists its product as uncharacterized. Bases 221 to 3586 code for a protein of 1121 amino acids. Lineage: Eukaryota; Fungi; Ascomycota; Dothideomycetes; Pleosporales; Dothidotthiaceae. The transcript is spliced from 2 exons. The record is from RefSeq and is a predicted model, not a curated record.